Helicoverpa zea (corn earworm) is the source of this 1915-nucleotide messenger RNA. It is a transcript of the gene Inv, whose product is annotated as homeobox protein invected-like. Gene Ontology annotation, molecular function: DNA-binding transcription factor activity, RNA polymerase II-specific; RNA polymerase II cis-regulatory region sequence-specific DNA binding. Gene Ontology annotation, biological process: neuron differentiation; multicellular organism development; regulation of transcription by RNA polymerase II. Bases 294 to 1829 code for a protein of 511 amino acids. The transcript has 6 exons. Gene Ontology annotation, cellular component: nucleus. The record is from RefSeq and is a predicted model, not a curated record. NCBI's taxonomy places the organism in Eukaryota, Metazoa, Arthropoda, Insecta, Lepidoptera, Noctuidae.
CGCAUAGAGUUAGCGUUCCUUAAAACCUCUUUUGUAAAAAUUCAAUUAACUGUCAAAAUUUAUUUUUUAUCUGCACCUCUGUCAUCUAUGUGAUAUUUCCCGCGCGAUUUUGACGUUUGAUGAUUUUUUUGCGUUUGACUUUUGAGCGCGUUCGGUUUCUGUGGUUCUGUGUUCAGUGAGUGCCAGGAAUGUUGCGUUUAGUUGUUAUUUUUUAAGGAUUAAUUGUGUUAUGAAGGAUUUUAGUGUUUCCAGUGGGAUAUUGUAGAAACAUGGCGUAAAUUCCCCGAAACAAGAUGGCUGCGGUAUCUUCCGCCCACCUUCAAGACUCCAGGAUAAAAAUCCAAGACCACAGCGAUGAUGAACCGUAUUCCCCCACAACCAGAGAUACUACUAGCCCAGAAUACCAUGAUGACGAGAAAGCAGAAGAAAGACAAGUACUGUCAUCUUCUUUCACCAUACACAAUGUGCUAAAAAAAGAGAGAGACAGUCACAGUCCUGAAAAUGUCUUCUCAACAGACAAGCUCCUUCAAAAUACACCGAAUUACGAAGAUUUGCGAGAGGUGAACGAAAAUUCUCGCAAUUCUGAAAUCUUAGAUGAUGAUGAUGAUAGAACUAAUGAAUCUAGAGCAGAAAUUAGUAUAGAUGAUAAUUCAUGUUGUAGUGAUGAUACUGUACUCUCUGUUGGUAAUGAAGCCUUGCCUUCUUUUGAACAUAAAGGCCCUGAAACGUCACAGAAUUUGACGUCUUUCAAACAUAUACAGACGCAUCUGAAUGCCAUAUCGCAACUCAACCAAAAUAUUAAUAUGAAUCAACCUCUUCUUUUAAGGCCUAGUCCUAUUACUCCUAAUCCUCUAAUGUUCCUAAACCAGCCCCUACUCUUUCAGAACCCCCUAAUAAACCAAGUAGACUUAAAAUCUGGGCUGCAAAGUCGAAUGCCAGUCCCUCAAAGCAAUUUGAACCUUAACCCCCAGCCUUUCGGUCUAAAUUUCGGCUUAAGGAUGAAGAGUCAAAACGCUGAGUUGAGAAGAACAGAUGAGAAUCGAAGAAUGAACUAUGUGUCCCCAAAAUCACCAGAAAAUGAAUCAGGAAGGGAUUUUAUAAAUCAGAACUGUUUGAAGUUUAGUAUAGACAAUAUUUUGAAGGCUGAUUUUGGGAGGAGAAUCACAGAUCCUUUAAAUAAGAGGAAAAUGAAGACCAGGGUUGAGGCUAAGAUGUCUCCGGUUAAGGAGGCUGUUCCUUCGAAGGUGGAGGAGGCGAGAGUUCCUGAGGUGAAGCCGGGGGAGAAAAGUGGGGCUAUUGACCUGUCGAAAGGAGACGAUAGUGGAAGUAGUCAGAGUUCUGCUACUGGUACCACAAUGGCUGACGGCGCGAUGGUCUGGCCUGCGUGGGUUUACUGUACCAGGUACAGCGACCGACCCAGUUCCGGACGAAGUAAGUACGGGUCGCGCUCACGAGAAUCACGUCCUCGAACGCGAAGGCCCAAGAAACCCCCUGGAGACAACACGGUGCCUGACGAGAAGAGACCACGAACUGCUUUCUCUGGACCUCAGCUUGCGAGGUUAAAGCACGAAUUCGCAGAGAACCGCUACCUAACCGAAAGAAGACGUCAAAGCCUGGCCGCAGAGCUAGGCCUAGCUGAAGCCCAAAUCAAGAUCUGGUUCCAGAACAAACGGGCCAAAAUUAAGAAGGCUUCUGGUCAGAGGAACCCCUUGGCACUACAGCUGAUGGCCCAGGGUCUGUAUAACCACUCCACAGUUCCUCUGACGAAAGAGGAAGAAGAAUUGGAGAUGAAAGCCAGGGAGAGGGAACAGCAGUUGAAUAGAGUGUAGAUUGGUUUUUGGGUUGGGUCUUGAUGAGUUCGAUUUUUGAGUAUAAUCAUCGGCACGAAUCUUGAGCGCUGACCUUCACCUGCGCA